Messenger RNA from Limanda limanda (common dab), 7241 nucleotides. Its product is annotated as sickle tail protein homolog. The transcript is spliced from 21 exons. NCBI's taxonomy places the organism in Eukaryota, Metazoa, Chordata, Actinopteri, Pleuronectiformes, Pleuronectidae. Gene Ontology annotation, cellular component: cytoplasm. The coding region runs from base 231 to 6140 and encodes 1969 amino acids. The record is from RefSeq and is a predicted model, not a curated record.
GGGUGCAGUUCGCAGAUCUUCCUCCGAGUGACCGCAGAGGAAGUCCCGGAUCUCACAAACAAAACAAGAGCAACCUGAAGGUGACCUCACCGGAGGAUGCCGAGCGCGUGGGCCGCCGACAGGCCUCCCCCAACGGGGCGCCGCCAUUGAGAGCCGACGCCAGAGGCAGCCGAACCGUCCCCCGGAGGCACACGUUAGGGGGCGCCCGCGGCUCCAGAGAGAUCCUCGCCAUGCAGCCGCCAGACAUGGACAAGAAGAGGGAGGCGUUCCUGGAGCAUCUCAAGCAGAAAUACCCCCAUCACGCCUCAGCGAUCAUGGGCCACCAGGAGAGGCUGCGGGAGCAGAGCAGAAGCCCAAAGCACGGCCCCGGCGACCAGGUUGACCACCUCUCCUUGGCCUCCCUGGAGUCACUGGACGCCAUGUCAGAGGCCGACGCGCCCACCGGCUUCACCCGCGGCAGCCGAGUGCGUGCCAGCCUGCCCGUGGUGCGGUCCACCAACCAGACGAGGGAUCGCUCGCUAGGUGUGCUGUACCUUCAGUACGGAGACGAGACCAAACAGUUCCGGAUGCCCAACGAGGUGACGAGCAUCGACACGGUGCGAGCUCUGUUCGUCAGUGCCUUCCCGCAGCAGCUCAACAUGAAGAUGCUGGAGUCGCCCAGCGUGGCGGUCUACGUGAAAGACGACAUGAGGAACAUGUACUACGAGCUCAGCGAUGUCAGGAACCUCGGGGACCACUCCUGCCUGAAGGUCUACCACAAAGACCCAGCACAGGCGUUCAGCCACGGGCCCAGACCUGCCAACGGCGAUGCCAGGAUGCACAGUGAUGGACAGCACCCUCUGAGACAACCCCCCAUGGGUCCCCCGGGACACCAUCCACUGCAGGGAGUGCUCCCCCAGAGUCCCCACUCCAUGCCCUCCUCCCCCUCCAGGAUCCCGUUUGGCUCUCGGCCGGGCUCCCUCCCCGGCAGCGCCACUAUCCCGCGGGAGCGACUGUCUAGCGCCAGCCCAACGGUGCGCUCCAUCUCGCCCUGUCCCAGCGCCAUCCUGGAGAGACGGGACGUCAAGCCUGAUGAGGACAUGGGGGGGAAGAGCCACAGUCUAGCCCGGGGAAACGAGGGCUUGUAUGCAGAUCCGUACCUGCUCCAGGAGGGACGACUGAGCUUGGCUUCUUCCCACGGAGCGCACCCCAACCCUGGGAUGGACAGUCCAGAUCACGGAAUGGGGGGGUUCCACCGGGCCUCCAUUCGCUCCACAAGUUCUUACAGCGGACCCAGCCCAACAGACUCUAUGGAUCACCCCUCUCUGUACAGGCAGAAGUCCAGAAACAGCCAACUGCCAACGUUGGGCUCCAAGACCCCCCCUCCAUCACCUCACCGAAUGUCUGAGGUACGGAUGAUUGACAUCCACGGUGGGCCGCCUCAUGGUAUUCCUCCUCAUGGGGUUCCUCCUCACGGGGUUCCUCCUCAUGGGGUUCCUCCUCACGGGGUUCCUCCUCAUGGGAUUCCUUCUCAUGGGGUUCCUCCUCAUGGAGUUCCUCCUCACGGGGUUUCUCCUCAUGGGGUUCCCAUCGAGCGGAGCUCCCCGGUACGCCAUUCCUUCAGGAAGGAGGAAGUAGCAGGGACCAAGCCGCGGAACAACAUGGCCUCACCUGUGGUUGCGGACCUCCCGGGUCACAUGCAGGGGCCCGUUCCACCUGUUGUUGAACAUCAGACACGACAGCGAAUGAAGGCUAUGGAGCAACAGAUUGCCAGCUUGACUGGUCUUGUUCAGCAUGCACUUUUAAAGGGGCCAAACACUAGUGGCAACCAGGAGCCUCCAAGCGAGAGACCAGUGAAGACUUCAUCUCCAGCCCACAGUGCACACAGCUCAGGUGGUUCCCCUGUCCUGGCUCCUAAAACCAGCGCAGCUCCGUCAGACAAGCGCCCGGUUCCUCUCAAAGUCAACCUCCUGCAGUUCAGGAAGAACGUCUCUGACCUCAGGGUGCAGCUUCAUCAGAUGAGACAGCUGCAGCUCCAGAACCAGGAGGCGCUGCGGAUUCAGCUGAAGCGCGCCGAGCAGGAAAUCAGUGUUAAACUGGUGGAGGCCAUGCGGCGUCUGGAGGACCCGGUCCAGAGGCAGAGAUCGUUGGUGGAGGAGGACAGGCACAAGUACCUGGGACUGGAGGAGUGUGUCCUCACUCAACUUGGUGACCUGGAGCAGUAUGUGGGCUCUCUGCAGAAGGACCCAGGAGCGACACACAGGGCCGUGACCCUGAAGGACGUGGAGGAGGGAGCAGUGACUCUGAGGAAGGUGGGAGAAUCUCUGGCAGGACUCAAAGGAGAGUUCCCGGCUCUACAGACCAGGAUGCGGGCCGUGCUCCGAGUGGAGGUGGAAGCCGUCAAGUUUUUGAAGGAGGAGCCUCACAAACUGGACAGCAUGCUGAAGAGAGUCAAGAGCCUGACGGACACACUCAGCGGCCUGAGGAGACACACCUCUGAGGUUUCUCAGAAGAGUCAGAAUCCUUCUGCUCAUGUCCCAGUGGAUAACAGCCCUGCAGCAGCAGCAGCGUCAGAGCCUCCUGCUGAAUCCCCCCCAGCACCAGCCCGACCCAGCUCCACCUCUCCCCCACUGGAUCCCCAGAACUCCACCGUCAGAUCCGAGGUGAUGCCCUCCUCCCCGGUGGUCAUCCAUCAUGUCCAGAGCUCCCGGGUGCUCAUGCAGCAGUCCCAGCAGUCUGCAGCGCUGACCGUUCAGCCCAGUCCGCCGCUCACCCCAAGCCCCACGCAGGUCCCGAGUCCCAAAGGCCGGGAAUCUCCCAGGGGUGCGUCCAUGGGUCCGCCGAGCCCUGUCCAUCACAAGAAGACAAACGGGAACUCUGUGACUAAUGGCAGCCAGGAUCUUGUCAUAGAGGAGCUGCAGAGCAAUAAGGAGAAGAGUAAAUGCAGAGCUAUGUCCAUAGAGGCAGCGGAGAAGGAGUGGGCGGAGAGGAGGCAGAACCUGGGUCAUUACGACGGGAAAGAGUUUGAGAAGAUCCUGCAGGAGGCCCAGGCCAACAUGAUGAAGGGCAUCCCCAGCCUGGAGGUGGACGAGAACACUGCACUGCCCCCUGCUGCCAGCGGAGAACAAGCCGACACCCACAGUCCUGUAGAGUCACCAACAGAAGACCUCCGGUCCGAGCCUGACUCCGACAAACUGGUCAAAAAGGGGCCCGAGAAACUGCCGAAGCCCGUGUUGGAGAAACCAGCCAAGCCGGUGCUGGAGAGACCCUCCAAGACCAAGCCGGCGCCCAUCGACACUGUCACCAAGCAAGGGUCCGAGAAGGCCAGCAAGUCCCCACCGCCGCCGCCUCCAAGGAAGACCUACCCCGGCUCCAACUCCGGCUCCAACUCCGGCAUGACCACCACUCGCUCUGGGGAGGUGGUCUUCACCAGCAGGAAGGAGUCCGUCUCAGCUCAGGAGGGUGACGAGGAGGUCCCACCUCCCACUCCCCAGCCCAAGCCCACCAAGGUCCCACCAGAGACCAAGCCAAAGCCUCCUACCCCUCCCCCGGUUAUAACGUCUGUCUCCAGAGACGAGGACGAUGAAGGAGACAAGAUCAUGGCAGAGCUCCAGGUUUUCCAGAUGUGCACAGUUAAGGAUGUAGGGGUGAAAAAUUUGGUAGAGCCCGGCACUCGAAUUGAACCGCAAAUCAGAGAGCUAAGACCGGGGGCCUUGUUGCCCCUCAAAGAGAAAAAGCAGAGCUCAGAGCCCAGUCGAGAGGAUAAAGAUCCGGACACGGAUGAAAACGGGAACACCCCUGUGCGACAGAGCCAAGGGGUCAUUUACUAUGUGACUGGCCAGAUCCCCAAAGAUCUCCCACCCCCGUCAGGAACGGACGAGACCCCCGAGCUCCAAGAGCCCGCGCAGCCGCCAACACAGGUGUCAAAUGUCAAUGUUAACGACAAUUCUCCAAGCCAGGAACAGCAGCCGCCACAGUCUCCACCACCCAAAUCCCCCCCGCCUUUAACGCCGCCACCGAUUUCACCUAAACCCGUGGGACUGACCAAAUUCAAACUGCCAAAGAAGCAAGUGAAACGCUCCGAAUCCUUGAAGACCAAGGUGGAAAUGGAGAAGGGCAAAAUGCUCAACAAAAUGAACACUGAGAAGAAAAGUAAAACCAUCCCGGAGCCUGUUUCUUCCAGUAAGAAUAUAAUCCCAGAGGCGACGGAAACCAGCACAAUUAGCGCCGUCAGACAGAUGCCGUCUAAACGUUCUGUUUCCCCAACGAAAAAGGCUCGGGUUGAGGACAGUGAUCCACCGAAAGUUACUUUUGUGGAUGACGACGAGGGCGCGGGUCUUAGUCUGGAUCUGCCUGGAGAAGAGGCGCCUCCACCUCCUGACAACAUAGCAUUCAUGAUCACCAACACCAAGGUUCAGUCUCUGUCUUGUGGCGAGUACCAGGAUCUGGUCAACGCCAAGAAGGCAGGCGUCCAGACAUUCACUUUAGGAUCCGCCCAAAACCGAGGGAACGCCGCGGGGGAUCCCAACGCGCUGCCGGACAACGGCUUCAACAAGAAGCCCGUCAUCAUCAUUUUCGAUGAGCCCAUGGACAUCCGCUCGGCCUACAAGCGUCUGUCCACCAUAUUUGAGUCUGAGGACGAACUGGAGAGGCUGCUGUCACAAGAGCGCAUCGAUGAGGAGAGCGAGGAGUCGGACUCGGAGAGGGGGGGUUGGCUGCAGGUCAAAGCUGAGGCCACAAAAUCGGUUGAGGACAAAAAGGUCAGAUCUUCCCAGGGCACCGCCGACCACAACAGCUUAUCGUCCUCGUCUUCGUCCUCGAUAUCCGAACUGACGGACAGUGGAAUAAACAUGGAGGCGAACGAAGACGCCAAGCAGGACAGUAAGAAGAAGUUCAAGUUCAAGUUCCCCAAGAAGCAGCUGGCGGCGCUGACCCAGGCGAUCCGCGCCGGCACCAAGUCGGGCAAGAAGACUCUCCAGGUGGUCGUGUACGAAGACGAGGAGGAAGGCGACGGCACCAUCAGGCAGCACAAGGAAGCGAAGAGAUUCGAGAUUACACGUUCACAAUCUUUAGCGGACACGGAUUCGGCCUCGCAGCUGAGGAGGCAGAACUCCGGGUCCCACGUUCGGACGGACGAGAUCCGGAAGAACACCUACAAGACCCUGGACAGCCUGGAGCAGACCAUCAAGCAGCUGGAGACCACCAUCAGCGAGAUGGGCCCCCUCUCCCCCGAGGAGCCCGUCCCUCAGGAGGAGGCUAAAGCAGGGGGUGUGAAGAGCUCCGAUGGAGGGGGGCUAAAGAGGUCGUCCUCUCUCCCUACCUCCAGAGGGUCCGGCCCUAAGGUACCCGGCAAAAAGUUUCUGCAGCCGAAGACUAAACCGCAGCUCCUGCCUCGGCCUGUAGUCGUCCCUACUACCAGCACCAGCACUGCCUCCGCCAUCACUGUCCCCAGCGCCGUGCCACAGAACGCCAGUGUCGCUUCCCCCACUAGUCGGAUGCCCGUCCCUUUGUCUGCGAAGUCCAGGCAGUCGCCGGGUACUACUGACAAAGCAGGAAAACAGCCAAAACUGCAGGACGCUCAGAGGCAGUUCCGACAGGCUAACGGAAGUGCUAAAAGAGUGGGAGGGGAUCAUAAAACUACUUCCCCUACUAUACCCACCUCUAAAAUCCCUGCUUUUUAUCCUAGCUCUCCUAAAGGCAGCUCCCAGGCUGCACCAAACUCAGAUGCUACUAAUCCCAUUAACCCUUCCUCCUCCUCCUCCUCCUCAUCCUCCUCCUCUUCUUCCUCAAAGUCCUCCAUCCUGUCCUCUCACGCUCCUCGAUCCGCUACCCUGCCCUCCUCCCACAUCCCCUCCUCCCACAUCCCCUCCCUGUCUAACGGAUCCCUCAAACUCCCAGCACCCUCACAGCACACAGGUAAAGCUCUCUCGUUCUCCUCGCAGACCCAGAACGGUCGAGUGCACUCCUCCUCCUCCUCUUCAUUCUCCUCCUCCUCCUCAUCCUCCUCCUCCCCCUCCCCUCUGUCGCCCACACCUGUGGGCCCGGGCGGAAAGAGCAUCCGCACCAUACACACCCCCAGCUUCACCAGCUACAGGUCCCACAACGGCAGCAGCGGCAAAUCCUGCAUCCCAACCGCCACAGCAGCUAAGGACACCACUUAGCCCCACUAUCGCCCCCCUGUGGUUUUACUGCGCAGCAGGUAGACGUGGUCAUGUUUUAUUUUAGAUAGUUUGGUUUGUUUGUUUUCUUUCCUAUUUUUUAAAAUUUUUUUGUAAAAGUAUUACGUGAUGCACUCCCCCCCCGACUCUUGUUUUAUUUGACACUGGUAUUCUCACAUCGAUACUUUUAACCCCUUUUGAGUUAUUUGGAUUGUACUUACUUGGAUUUUGAUUCUUUCCUGAAGGUGUUCCAGAUGUUCUCACAAAAGAUUUUACAAAGAAACUUUAAAAAAAAAUAAGUUUUCCCACUUUGUAGUUGAAGUGGACGGCUUUCGUGGUGUUGAAAAUCUAUUUUUCUUGCUGUAUCUAUGAAUAGGGAAUAUACAGUUGAUGUACAAUCACAAAGUACAGUGUAAAAAAAUUGUGUUUUAUUUUUCAAACCAGAGAUUGAAUAAUCAUAGUAUAUUUAAUCUUCUAUUUUCCUGUGUUGCUAGACAUUCAGCAGUCCUGUAAAUGCCUUUGAUGAACGUAUACAUCCGUGUAUACAGACAUUUUAAAAGUCAAUCUCACUAAGAACUGAGAGUAUUUUCUUAUUUUCUCUGCCAAUUUCUUUUACAGAUAUAUAUUCAUACACAACUGGGAUCAUUAGUAAUGCAAGUUUUCAUUUUAGUGUGCCUCUUUGCCAAAGUUGUCGUACAAUGACUCACUUCAGGCCUAACACAGUCACACGAUUUAGGGGAAUUUACAUGAACUCUUCUUGGUUGAAGUGUUGACCUGCUGGUCUCGGUUUGUUAAGUUAACAUGUAUUGUUGUCUAAAUGUAAACUGUACUAAAAACAAAGAAAUGAAACAGUUCUCCCAUGUGUACAUAGACGCUUCUACUAAGGAAAUGAGUAGUUUUGUUAACAUACCAAAGUUUAUUUGUAUGCAUGCCUUUCAAAAACUUUAGGAGAGUGGUGUAAAAGAAGAAUUAUGUUUGCACAGAUAGAUUUUUGUAAAUAUUUGGUUUUCUCCUCCUUUUUGUAAAGCUUUAAAUCAUACUAUAAAAGAGCAAUGUGGUAAAGAUGUGUUGGAGUAGCAAAAAUAAAGAAUUGCAUGCUUGUAA